Patella vulgata (common limpet) is the source of this 1136-nucleotide messenger RNA. RefSeq lists its product as uncharacterized. Lineage: Eukaryota; Metazoa; Mollusca; Gastropoda; Patellidae. The transcript is spliced from 10 exons. The coding region runs from base 168 to 1136 and encodes 322 amino acids. The record is from RefSeq and is a predicted model, not a curated record.
GAUUUGUUGUUCAGUUUUCCUGCACUGUUAAUCGUUUUGUUUUCACUAUUUGAUAACUUAUAAAGAGAAACGCUAUCUAGUAACCUUUGUUCAAUCAGAUUACAGUAACUGUGUAUAACUGUUGUUUGAAUUGUAGUGGUGAUCCCGAGUCAGAAGAUUUUGCAUCUAUGAACUGGUAUCGACUACAACGUGAACAUGAAGAUGGUGGUUAUGCGUUUAUGGAAGUGGGUUUAGACAUGCACGAUGAUGAAAGCCAAAAUCGAGUGUAUAAAACCGUUGACCAUACUCUGGUCAUUAAAAAAGCAACAGAAGAUGACGCUGGUUCAUAUAUCUGCCAUGAUUUCUCCACGACAGAUCGACUAAUUAAAUCUGUUAUGACACAAGAGGCUAUAGAAACCAUUUUGAGUGAUACAGAUAAAUUCCGCUUCUUCUACCAUUUAGACGUUUUAAGACCAAGCAAAAUUCCGGUUGAUGAAGUUGCAGAAAAUGGAAUAUUAACAAGAAGUCCAAGUCCAUCCGAAGUUUUAGAAGACGAAAAUCUCGAACUGUUUACUGAUUGGCAGAAAUGGGGUCGAUGUAGUAAAUGUGACAAACAAGGAGAACGAAAAAGAUUGGGUGUUUGUGUGGUAAAGAAGGCUGACCCUGAUGUACUCUGUCAUCCCUGGUACAUAGAAGCUAUAUUGUCCUCAAACCCUACUGGUGUUCCGUGUCGUUCUUCCGUCUUCACCAAUCAUAUUGACUUCAAAACUCGACCAGACGAACUAUUAAAAGAAACAUGUGAAGUUAAAUGUACAGCGGCGGACGCGGGUCAAGGUAAAGCGUUGAGAAUCUCUGGAUUAACUGAUGUUUUGUUUGGAAAGAAGAAAAAGGGGAUGUUGAAGAAGACGUUAAAAAUUGAAGCAGGAAAGGAUGUGUUCCUGAUUUGUCCAGGAGCCCAGAUUGAUUCCGUUGUGGUAUGGUUAAACAACACCCGCCCUUUAGUCGGUGUUAUUGUCAGAAAUCUAACCAAUGGCAGGGUAGAUAUAGAUGCUCAUAAUAUACUUAGAAUCUACCGAGUAACCCUAAAAGAUGAUGGUAAAUACCAGUGUAUUAAAGACCAUAAAGAGCAGAUAGAGUUUAGACUAAAAGAGCCUUAA